AUGUCUGCUUACGCUGGAUUCACAAAAACAAGUUACGGUGCCCAAGGGGGCGAUGACUCUGGUGGUUUUUUCGCUGGAGGUUCACAGCAGGGCAGCCAAGGCGGUGGCGGCAAGUCAUAUCAGGAUGAGUCCUUGCGUCCCGUCACCAUUAAGCAGAUCCUCGAUGCCGAAGAGGCCUACGCCGGCGCCGACUUCAAAAUCGACGGUUCCCCCGUGACUCAAAUCACAUUCGUUGGACAAGUUCGCAACGUCCAGCCCCAACCUACAAAUAUCACCCUCAAGAUCGAUGACGGCACUGGCCAGAUUGAGGUCAAGAAGUGGAUUGAUGUCGACAAGACCGAAGAUAAUGAAUCCAGUUUCGAGCUCGAGUCUUACGUUCGCAUUUGGGGCCGCCUCAAGUCCUUCAACAACAAGCGCCACGUCGGUGCGCAUGUCAUUCGACCCGUUGCCGAAUUCGACGAGGUCAACUACCACAUGCUAGAGGCCACAUACGUUCAUCUGUAUUUCACAAAGGGACCUCUCGGCGGUCAAGGUGGAGGCGCCAAUGGAGAUGAUGGCAUGUUUGUGGAUGGUGGUAACUACAAUGACAAUGCUGGUGGCAACACCAGCCAGUCGCACAGCAAGAUCGCUGGUUGCAGCCCAUUGGCCAAGAAGAUGUUCACUUUUAUGAGCGAGACGCCUGGAGGCAAUGAGGGUGUUCACGUUAACAUCAUUACCAGCUCGACCGGCAUGUCGGUGCGAGAUGCUCUCACAGCCGCUGAUGAACUGCUCGGCCAGGGUCUCAUCUACACAACAGUUGAUGAUGAGACAUGGGCAAUCCUGGAGUACUAG
Molecule: messenger RNA, 831 nt
Organism: Fusarium coffeatum
Lineage: Eukaryota; Fungi; Ascomycota; Sordariomycetes; Hypocreales; Nectriaceae
Exons: 3
Coding region: 1-831 (276 amino acids)
Biological process (GO): nucleotide-excision repair; DNA replication; double-strand break repair via homologous recombination
Cellular component (GO): nucleus; DNA replication factor A complex; site of double-strand break
Molecular function (GO): DNA binding
Source: RefSeq, a predicted model, not a curated record